Molecule: messenger RNA, 921 nt
Organism: Penicillium canescens
Lineage: Eukaryota; Fungi; Ascomycota; Eurotiomycetes; Eurotiales; Aspergillaceae
Product: transcription elongation factor DST1
Exons: 1
Coding region: 1-921 (306 amino acids)
Biological process (GO): regulation of mRNA 3'-end processing; transcription antitermination; transcription elongation by RNA polymerase I
Cellular component (GO): nucleus
Molecular function (GO): zinc ion binding; RNA polymerase II transcription regulatory region sequence-specific DNA binding
Source: RefSeq, a predicted model, not a curated record
AUGGCCAUGGAUGCCAAACAAAUCGAGGCUAAGGCCAAGGACCUAGGCAAGGCUGCGACAUCGAACGAGUCCUCAGCCGUGAUUCUGGGCCUGCUGAAGGAUAUCCAAACCGGCGUGCGCCCAACGGAAGAUCUGCUGCGAAAGACCCGCAUUGGUAUCCUUGUCAACAAGUUCAAGUCCAGCAAGAGCCCGGAGAUCGCGCGUCUCUCCAGCGAGAUUGUGUCCAAGUGGCGGACAGAAGUGAACAAGCAGAAACAAGGCGGAGGUUCAGCAGCUAGCCGUGGCUCCAGCGGCUCGCCCCGGCCAGGGCAGAACGGCACAGGAGCUUCAACCCCAGCCUCAGCCACACCGUCAGACAAGGCGUCAAAGCUGUCUGUGCCACCAGAUAAACGAACCUGGAAGGCGGAUAAGGUGGAAAUCAACCACAGUGGCAGCAAAGUGCGUGACAGCUGCACGGGUCUGAUGUAUGAUGGACUGUGCAUGGGCUCGACCGAGCCUCCCAAGACUAUUCUGGCUCGGGCUAUUGCCGUGGAAAUUGCUGCCUAUGACCAUCUCGGUCCUGAGACGAAGGAGCAAUACAAGACGAAGAUCCGCAGCUUGUUCCAGAAUCUGAAGAACAAGUCCAACCCUAAGCUGCGUGUGCGUGUGGUUUCUGGGGAGAUCACCGCUGAGCAAUUCGUGCGCAUGACCUCCGAUGAGCUGAAGUCUGUUGAGCAGCGUGAGGCUGAUGCCAAGCUUCGCAAGGAGAACAUGGACAAGGCUAUGGUUCCCCAGCAAGAACGCAGUAUCAGUCAGAGCUUGCAGUGCGGCAAGUGUGGUCAGCGAAAGGUGACCUACACCGAGGCUCAGACUCGCAGUGCUGAUGAACCGAUGACUCUGUUCUGUACGUGCACAAACUGCGGCAAGUCCUGGCGGCAGUGA